Messenger RNA from Aspergillus pseudonomiae, 1442 nucleotides. Its product is annotated as deoxycytidine monophosphate deaminase. Gene Ontology annotation, molecular function: zinc ion binding; hydrolase activity. The transcript is spliced from 7 exons. The coding region runs from base 183 to 1238 and encodes 351 amino acids. Lineage: Eukaryota; Fungi; Ascomycota; Eurotiomycetes; Eurotiales; Aspergillaceae. The record is from RefSeq and is a predicted model, not a curated record.
ACGUAGUCCGAUACGUAUAUCUUUGCCUCUACCGCCAUCUUGAUUUUCCGACUUACUCCGUACACUAGUUACAUCUGUACCUCGCGUGCUAAUCAUAUAUUGCCUUUACCCCCUUGAUACUUCCGGGUUCAAUAAAGGCGAGAAAAAAGAGGAGAGGGAAGAAGGGAAGAUAAUAAGAAGAAAUGUUAAUUGGCUUGUGUGGAGGUAUAUGCUCUGGUAAGCAUGCAAUUGCAGAGUAUCUCAUCCAGCAUCAAGGGUUCCAGCUACUCGAACUUAAAAGUAGAAAGUUUCCUCGAAUAGCUGAUGAACCUGAGGAUGAUCGACGGCUACAGGCAUCGGAGUUCACGGAUAAAGAGAGAAGUCAGUCACCGCAGCUAUUAUUUGAAAGUGCAGAAUCGCUUCUAGAUUUUGCAACCAAAAGCUGGCAAGGCCUCUGGGUAACAACAGAUAUUUGGGAGAGUGUUACCCUAGAUCGCUUUCUUCAACGCCCGUUUUUCCUCCUAGUGAGCGUCGACGCACCUGUCAGUCUCCGAUGGCAGCGAUUUGAAGAGAGGUGUCGGAGGAGGCAGCUUGAGGCCCCGCCUCUCGAGAAGUUUGUGCUCUGGAAUGAUCGACAUCUAUAUGAUAAAAAUAUCGGGCGUGUCUAUUUGACCGACCGGGCACAGGUUCGAUUGUUCAAUUCAUCGUCUUCAUUGGAGGAACUGCAUUCUGCUCUCGCGGGACUUAACCUAGCUGAUGAGGAGCGCUUACGACCAAACUGGGAUCAGUACUUCAUGCAAUUGGCAUCUCUUGCCGCGCAGCGGAGUAACUGUAUGAAGAGAAGGGUGGGUUGUGUGCUUGUUCGGGAACGCCGUGUCAUCAGUACUGGAUACAACGGAACUCCACGACAUCUCAGAAACUGCAACGAGGCAGGCUGCCCAAGAUGCAACCGAGGUGAAGGUGGAGGUGUCGGUUUGUCCACGUGUCUUUGCCUACAUGCAGAAGAGAACGCUCUGCUAGAGGCUGGAAGGGAGCGCAUACGAGAAGGCACAAUACUUUAUUGUGACACGUGCCCUUGCUUGACAUGCACGGUAAAAAUUGCCCAGGUUGGCAUUUCUGAGGUCGUAUACUCACAGGGAUAUAAUAUGGACCAAGAUAGCGCUGCAAUUCUAGAGUCCGCUGGUGUUCGCCUUCGACAGUUUUCUCCUCCUCGAAACGGACUUAUCUAUCUCGAGGGAUCAGCUAACAAUAAGCAAUAAUUGUUGUACAAAACAGUCUAGCUCUUGAAGGCACAACGGGCUUUGGAGAGUUUUGAACAAGUUUUCAGGGAUGGCAAAGGCAAUCAAAUGUGCACAGUGUGUAUAUACAUAUACAUUGUCAAUUAUGAUCUAUAUAUCUACCAUGGGAUUAUGUGAAACGACGUUUCUAUCAAGUGGUUUAUAGUAUUAGCAGGGUUUGUAACC